UUAUGCCAUCAAGCUGUGAAUAGACACCGUAUUGUUGCUGAAACUGGAAUACUGCCACGACACCUCUUGUCAAAAUACUUAAGCUGCAAAGAAGGAACAUACUCCAGAAUAAACAACGUCAAUACAAGGGUGCGCUGAAGGAUGGUAUUGGCGGUGUGUAACAGAUCAUUGUUUAUUAGAUGAAUUCCAUUGGCCUGACCUACCUACUGAAGAUGGGAUGUGUCUGCGGGAGAGAAAGUCUCCGAAUCAAUGACAGGCGCUUCAUUGUACGCUCCAGGCUUGGAGAAGGAGGAUUCAGCUACGUUGACCUAAUUGAAGAUGCACGAUCACACAGAACAUAUGCUCUGAAGCGGAUCACAUGUCACUCCAAGGACGAGGAGAGGACGGCUAUGCAGGAGGUGGAAUUGAUGAAGACAUUCAAACACACGAACCUCAUCCCUCUGGAGGUGUCCACUAUGGUACAGGUGGACAAGUACACCAAGACACUGGAUAUCAUCAGUGAGGUCCUCAUCGUAAUGCCUUGCUAUAGUAAAGGAUCAGCUCAGGAUAUUAUGGAGAGACUGGUGAAGAAGUCUGACAAAUUACCAGAGCAGAGGAUAUGGGAGAUUUUCCUCGGCCUGUGUCAGGGCCUGAAAGUUAUGCACAAGCACAACCCUCCAUAUGCACACAGGGAUAUCAAGCCAGCCAAUGUGAUGCUGUCAGAUGACGGACAAGCAAUUUUGAUGGAUCUCGGUUCAGCGGCCAAAGCCAGAGUGGAAAUCAGUACGCCCUCUAUAGGGAGAGCACUACAGGAUGAAGCAGCAGAGAGAUGUUCCAUGUUAUACAGAGCACCGGAACUCUUUAAUGCGGAGGUGGGAACAACUGUGGAUGAACGGACAGACAUCUGGUCAUUGGGCUGUACCCUGUAUGCACUGGCAUUCCUUGAGUCUCCGUUUGACCGAGCCUACCAGAGAGGGGACAGUAUUGCCUUGGCUGUACUUAGUGGAAAUGUCAAGUUUCCAGAAAAUUCAGGAUAUUCCGGCGGGAUACAGGAGAUAAUAUUACGGUUGAUGAAGCCAAGUGCUGCUGAGCGCCCAUUUAUAGAUGAAGUCCUUCAACUGGUGCAGACAAAUGCUUACUCGUCUGAUAACCGAGUAUGACCCAUCUUUACAUCUGUAUACAUAGUUGUGUUCAGCGAGUCAGGUUAUAUUAGUAUAUUUAUCCAGCAAUAAGCCCAUGCCUGGUAAUAAGCCCACCCAAAUUUAUUGGAGUUCAUUCAAAAUGCCAAUAAAUGCUACAUGUAUUUCAUUAUCUUGUUAUAAGCCCAUAGGUCAGUGUUAUAAGUCUAUGCUAGUUUUGAGUGAAAGAUUACAUGUUUAGCCCUGGGCCUAUUGCAGGCUAUAUAAGGUACUAAAACAUUCUCUUCAGUAAAACCUGUUUCUUUUACAAAUUUUUAGUCAUACAGUUUGUAAUAUAUGUAUGUGGUGAUAAAACAUAAAAAAAUACAUUCAAACACUAAAAACUGUUUAUUAAAUGUUAAAUUGGUUUUGAUGUCAGGACUUACCAGUGUGAACUGCAGCUCAAAAUUGGACCAACUGUGCAAUAUCUAGUGUCAGGUUACACAUGUAUUUACUUCUGAUUCCUUGGGGCAUGAUAACGAGUGUCAAUAUAAACUUGUGACAUAUGUACCAUGUAAACUUAUCUUCGGGGACCAGAAUAUUAAUCCACAAAAGACAAAAUUUGUUUACGAAACAAAUUUUGCUCUAUACUGUUAAUUAAAGCUAAAUAGGUAUUUUGCUGGAAUUUUCGGAUGUUAUAGCCUUUUAUUUGCCUGAUUUGUAAGUUGGUUAUGAAUGUGUUUUACUGGACCAACAAAGACUUACUCACUCUAUCAAUGAGUAAGACCAAAUCUGAUAUCUGUACAUGUGGUAAAUUUAGCAAACUGCUUUAUAUUAUUCCGGUUUUUAGGAAAUGUCAGUCAGUUAAACAGAUGUUUCAAUAUGUACAUGUAUAGCACUAAAUAUCAGAAUAAUAAUGACCAAUAUGAUCUUUUAUCACUUUGGGG
Mizuhopecten yessoensis (Yesso scallop) is the source of this 2044-nucleotide messenger RNA. RefSeq names its product serine/threonine-protein kinase 16-like. The transcript has 8 exons. The record is from RefSeq and is a predicted model, not a curated record. Gene Ontology annotation, molecular function: protein serine/threonine kinase activity; ATP binding. Bases 180 to 1139 code for a protein of 319 amino acids. Gene Ontology annotation, cellular component: cytoplasm; Golgi apparatus. Gene Ontology annotation, biological process: protein phosphorylation. NCBI's taxonomy places the organism in Eukaryota, Metazoa, Mollusca, Bivalvia, Pectinida, Pectinidae.